Syngnathus typhle (broad-nosed pipefish) is the source of this 1485-nucleotide messenger RNA. RefSeq names its product forkhead box D7 (gene foxd7). The transcript has a single exon. NCBI's taxonomy places the organism in Eukaryota, Metazoa, Chordata, Actinopteri, Syngnathiformes, Syngnathidae. The coding region runs from base 342 to 1295 and encodes 317 amino acids. Gene Ontology annotation, molecular function: DNA-binding transcription factor activity, RNA polymerase II-specific; RNA polymerase II cis-regulatory region sequence-specific DNA binding. The record is from RefSeq and is a predicted model, not a curated record. Gene Ontology annotation, biological process: regulation of transcription by RNA polymerase II; cell differentiation; anatomical structure morphogenesis.
ACCUUUCCGCACUUUUCAUUGGUCAGAAUCAUCUUCCUUGGCCCGAAGCGUGACAUCAUCCCCACCACCCCGACCUACGCGCACAGAGAACCAGCGGACUACAGAUGAUGCCGGACACCUUCAGAGGGCGCACGAAAUUUUACGCACCUUUACGCCCACCAUAUUUGGAAUAAUUGGAGUUUUGGAGUUUGUAUGAAGAUGUCACAGAUGGUGACGUGUGCUCUAGUUGUGCGCUCUCCUUUUUGUGAAUGGAGAUGAGUUGUGCGUAAACGGCGCUCCCACUUCCUUUUUUUUUCUUCUCCAGGAGCUGUCGCUUUGUUGCCAUCUGUUUGCAGGUGGACAUGACAUUGGGCUCGGAUAUCAUGGAGGAUAUUGUUAUCGACGUGGUGGGAGAAGGACUCCGAGAUAACGCAGGGGAGCAGCUGGAGCUGGAGCGCACCGCGGAUGCUCUGACACCCCACGGGGAGGCGCGGGACUCGGACUCGUGUAGCCCUCCACAAGCGAGUCCCGUUAAAACGAAAGGUCCCGUGUCGGUGAAGCCUCCGUACUCGUACAUCGCCCUCAUCACAAUGGCCAUCCUGCAAAGCCCGAAAAAACGCCUCACUCUCAGCGAGAUCUGUGACUUUAUCAGCCACCGCUUCGUCUAUUACCGCGAGAAGUUCCCCGCUUGGCAGAACUCAAUCCGGCACAAUUUAUCUCUCAACGACUGCUUUAUAAAAAUGCCCAGAGAGCCUGGCAACCCCGGCAAGGGCAACUACUGGACCCUCGAUCCGAAUUCUUCGGAUAUGUUUGAGAACGGUAGUUUUUUGCGCAGGAGGAAGAGGUUCAAGCGGCAACAUUUCCGCUACAAGGAGCACCAUCAAGUGGAGCCCGGCGGCGCACUGCACGCGUUCCCCCAUGGACACUACGGGCUGGGCUCAGCCGCUCUCCAGCUCCCCACUCUGGAUAUUUACCCGUACAUGCAUCAACAUCACCACCACCAUCAUCAUCACGCACCCAUCCCACCUGUCAGCAGCAUCCUGCCGGCUCUUUCCAGCUUCUUCUCCAGGAGCGCCAUCACGGCCAAGGCUUUCCUCCAGUCACAACCCAGCAUCGAAGCCUUCUCGGCGGCUCACUGCGGCGCCUACUCCACCCAGAUGACGCCCGGAACAGCUUUCACAAGCCCGGCGCUUUUCCAUCCAGCGGUGUCCUCACCUCACCUGCUCACCUUACAGCAGGAAUAUCACAAGUUACACACUCAGCGUGGAACUCCUGAGCUGGCAGCUAAACACGUCGGUGAUCGGGACAAUAAAUAAACCAUAUGCGCAGGACUUUGAUUUUUCUCAGGUAACAAAGACAAUUUCGACAAUCCAUAAAAAAUGGGUUUUAUUUUUUUACGUGUACAUACAUGAUACAGUCUAUCCUUUCUUCUUUUCUUUAAAUUGUGAUCAAACGAAUGUCUAAUUGACAGGUUUUCCUGGAAAUAAAUAAAAAUCCAUAUCGAAA